Laccaria bicolor S238N-H82 is the source of this 1323-nucleotide messenger RNA. RefSeq lists its product as uncharacterized. The coding region runs from base 1 to 1323 and encodes 440 amino acids. The transcript has a single exon. The record is from RefSeq and is a predicted model, not a curated record. Lineage: Eukaryota; Fungi; Basidiomycota; Agaricomycetes; Agaricales; Hydnangiaceae.
AUGAUUUUUCAGCGAACGAUACCCCCGUCCUACCUUCUUGAUUCUUCGACAGCACCAGGACCUGACUCCCUAGCAUGCAAAGUUUUGCGCCAGCAGAAGGCUCUUGUCGGGGUUUGCAGAACAUGGCAUACUAUUGCUUCGCCAUUUCUUUACGACGAUAUCUAUGUACGGAGAGCUGGACAGCUUCCUGCCCUCCUUCGUACCCUUGAGGGUGGUCAGACAAACUUUGGGGACCACGUGCAGAAACUCACCAUCUACUGUCUUGUUCCACAACAAUAUAGCGACCAAUUUCAUCAGGAUAUACGCCGAGUCUUCCACCUCUGUCCACACCUGACAAAUUUUGCAUAUACCUCGCCAUGCCGUCUUCCUACAUUGAACCUCCCUUCCCUCAAACCCGCACUCACGCACCUGAAAUUCAGUGAUGCCAUUCAACACGAUGCUUUGACGGCUGCAUUGAUGGAGGUCUGUAGCGAGCUAGUGUCGCUCUCUUUCCAGGUCCCUGGCACGCCAGCGAAUAGUAUAAUGAUGGAUCCCAAUCUGCGACUUCCCCGGUUGGAAUAUCUCCAUUGUGGAAUAACCGCUGUCACUAGAACAUACCUGGUCGUGGUCGAACAGUGGUCCAUGCCCAAACUUGGGGGCUUAACAUUCAAGUUGAACGGAAAUCCGGUUAGCUGGAGUGGAGAUUUAAUCGCGAGUUGCCUUGUAUCGUUUUGUAGAGCUCACGGAAAAGGUCUGACGUUUUUGCACAUCCACCCUGAAUACUGGUGGUCCAUGGCAAAGUUUACCAUCGCCGUCCAACCGUUGCUGGAUCUUUGUCCAGCAUUGGAACAUAUUGUGCUUCAUCCUCGAACCGCGCCGCCACUGACGCAUCCCAAAGUCAAGUGGAUAGAUAUCUGGGAGCCCCAUGUGCGUGAAGUCUGUGUCGAGGAGUGGACCACGGUGCGCUUGAGUUUAACACAGCAGGCAUUCCCAUCCCUCAGAGGUGUUCGCACAUUGGGUGCGGCUAUGGCAGCCUUGACCGAUCUGCCUACGAAUAUCCCGCCAAACCUUGUGCUCAACGUCGCUGAUACCUUUGAAUGCAAAUUCUUGGAUUUACUCCUCAGGCACGACCCAGGAUCUUUGCGCUGCAUCGAGCCUGAAUGGCCGGAAGACGCAUCGGAUAGCGAGGAAGAUGCUGAUUUCGUUUAUUGUUCGGAGGAUGACCUUGUUCACAUGGAUGGGACUGUUUCUGACGGUUCUAGUUUAACUUGGUUGGAGAGCGACUCGGAGGCGGACAGUGACACGUAUAUCGAACGGCACUGGGAUGCUGGGGUUGAGACGUGA